Molecule: messenger RNA, 2721 nt
Organism: Candidula unifasciata
Lineage: Eukaryota; Metazoa; Mollusca; Gastropoda; Stylommatophora; Geomitridae
Source: the annotation of a GenBank genome assembly
AUGUUCUACUUGUUAUUCCCAACGCUGAUCUCUGUAGCGUCCAGCCAGUCGGUGAAGGUCACCCUGGGACCACUCAGGGAAGAGCAGAAAGCCAGUACUUACGUGGGGAACAUCGCCAGUGCUACGUCAAUCAGCCGAGACGUCACUCAGAUAGAGUUUACCACCUUAAGGUUCGAUUUUCUGGACCCUUCCGACCGAGAGACGCAUUUGUUUUCCAUAAAUGGCCGCUCUGGGGCCCUGUUUACACAGACGAUGAUUGACAGGGAGUCCAUUUGUCCCGAGAUGGAAGAGUGCGUGUUGAAAUUCGAUGUCACCGUGAGUUCCGAGGUGACGGCGUUUCUUCGACUCGUCGAGGUCUCUAUCAGCAUAAUGGAUAUCAACGAUAACAUGCCGACCUUUGAUACAGACGAGAUCACCAUUGACCCACUCCCAACAGCCAUUGACCGCGACACGGGCGAGAACUCUGUUCAGAAGUACAAACUAGUGAGUCCUUCAGAGCCAUUCUCGCUGAAUGUGGAGAAGACACUCAACAACAAGUUCCGGGUCUCGCUGGUGGCUAACUCUGUGCUGGACCGCGAGAAACAGGACCGCUACACCCUCCUCCUGACGGCCACUGACGGUGGCCCACAGCCGAUGACAGGUACUUUGACGGUCCACGUGAACGUCACGGACACCAACGACAACAGCCCGACCUUCACCCAACAGGAUUACUCCUACAGCGUCGUGGAGACUGCUGGGGUCGGCGACGUGGUCGGCAAACUGACCGCCACAGACAAGGAUAUCGGCAAAAACGGGGAUAUCAGGUACACAAUAACCUUUCCGCCAAGGGACACCAGAGGGCGGACACUGUUUGCCAUCGACCAGUUCACGGGAGAGAUCACCAUUAAAUCACCUCUACAGUAUGAUGCAGGUAAAACAUUUGAUGCGGUGGUGGAGGCCAAAGACCAAGGAGACAUUCCCCAUAUCGCAGAAGCAGCUGUGACGUUGACCAUUGUCAAUGUUGGCAACAACGCCCCUCGCCUGGAGGUCAAGCUACAGAAGACGGUCUUUGAGAAUACCGUGCUUAUAUCGGAGGAUGCCAAGAACAGCACCUUUGUUGGCAAGCUUACGGCGGUUGACAAUGACCCAGGUGCCAGCGGCAAGGUGGACUGUUUCUCCGCCCACCCAAACUUUAAGACGGACAACUUUGGCGAAUACUAUGCCAUCAUUAUGAACGGGAGCCUGGACCGGGAGCAGGCUGAGAAGAUUGACGUCAAACUGGUCUGCACGGACGCUGGCUCGCCGCCCAAGACUGCCUCGUCAACGUUUCAUGUUAUUGUGUCCGACAUCAACGACAACGCUCCCGUGUUCAGUCAGAUACAGUAUGUGGCCAACGUCACAGAGGAAAACAUCGUUGGCAAGCAGAUUUUGAAGCUGACGGCAGAGGACCCAGACGCGGGCAUCAACCGGGUCUUCACCUUCUCCUUGUUCCCCAAAGAAAACAGCGUCUUCUCCAUAGACAGGGACAGCGGGAUACUCAAGGCCAGAACCACAUUCGACCACGAAGUGGAGAAGCGGCUCAACGUCAUCGUCCUGGCCACAGACGAGGGACAUCCGUCGCUCGUCAGCACGGCCACCGUGGUUGUUAACAUUCUGGACAUCAAUGACAACUACCCAGAGAUCAUCACCAGAGAGCUGAGGGUUCCCGAAGGAGGCGGCAGCAUGAAGUACAUCGGCAAGCUUGAAGGCUCCGACAAGGACUCAGGUCUCAACAGUGAGUUAGUCUUCUCCAUGCCACCCACCUCGGACAUCUCUGGUCAGACGUUUAAGGUCAACCCUGACGGUGUGGUUCUGGCUCUGCAGGAGCUGGACAGAGAGACACGGGACAAGUACAUCCUACACUUGGAAGUCCUUACGGUCCUUGUUGAAGACAUCAAUGAUCAUGCGCCCUUCUUUCAUUUCCCCACCCAGAGAAACAAGACGGUCUCUUUCUUGUGGUCGAUGCCAGUGAACCGAGAAAUCACCAGGGUCAACGCCACCGACGACGAUCUAGGCGAGAACAAAACCAUUUCAUAUUUUAUUUCUUCAAAAUACAACAAAGCUGAUUUAUUUGGUUUGGACAAAACAACAGGAGUUCUUUACCUCCGGAGGAAAGUAAAAGACACUGAUGAUCAGAAUCACAGACUCAUGAUAGGUGCUCAGGAUUGGGGAGUAGAACCGAGGGAGAGUGAAGCUUUGCUGGAGAUUAUUAUUGAUGUGACUAACGCCACAUUUUCUGCUCUUGAUGGACGAGACCCCGAAGAGAAAUAUAUUCUGAUUGCUGGUGGCGUCGCUGGGGUCACGCUGCUGUUUUCUGUGUUUAUUCUUGUGAUUAUUUUUGUGAUCCGUCGAGGAAACAACAGUAGGUCUUCCGUGCCUCCGGGAAAGGAACCGGACUGGCAACUGGUGAAAACAGGCAUCCAAGAGGAGUGUGGUAAAGGGGAGGUUGAAAAAGUUGUGGCUUGGAGAGGGUCCGAUGCUGAUAUUGAAUUCAAGGACUUCGAUGAAGGGGAACCAGAUGGCAACUUUUCGCUUCACUCCCAGCCGGACGUGACCAAGAUUGGCAUUGAUGGAACCUCCAAGAAAUGCCUCGGUGAAGGGUCACCCUGGAACAGUGGUAAAGAUGGAGGCUUACAGGGACAGGUGGUACUAGGAUUGGGAUCAGAUCCUUACCGCAAGCAUGAUUUUUACACCUUCUGCAAG